AUGGCGACUGAGUCGGUGUUCCCGGUGGGCAACACCCACAUCGACCUUCGAGGCGAACAUUUCCAAGCAAACAAAACCAGCUGGACACCAGUACUCCAAAGAUUCGAAGAGGCUCUCAAGCAGGUAUCUGCAGAGGGAAAUGAUGUUUCUCUACGCAGACAUCAAGGCCGCGGACAAUUGCUACCAAGGGAUCGCGUGGCACUGUUGCUAGAUCAAGAUUCACCAUUUUUGGAACUCGGAGCGUUCACUGGCUUUGGUAAUGAGAAUUCUACCCCAUGUGGUAAUUUGAUUGCAGGCAUUGGAAACGUUUGUGGACGGAUGUGUCUCCUCAUGUCGCAUAUUCCAACUCAAAGUGGAGGUGCUUGGAAUGAAAUGACAGUGCUGAAAGUAAACCGCAUGAUGGAGGUCGCCUUUGAGAAUGACCUUCCACUGAUAUCUCUGGUUCAAUCGGCUGGAGUUUUCUCCCCUCAACAAUUCCGGGUUUUUCACAAGGGAGGCCAGUUAUUCCGCGACCUUGCCCUUCGAACUCGACACGGAAAGCCUUCAUGUGCCAUUGUUUUCGGAUCGUCGACAGCUGGAGGCGCAUACCAUCCAGCGUUAUCGGACUACUCAAUCUUUGUGGAAAACCAGGCCCAGGCUUUCCUCGGGGGACCUCCGCUGGUGAAGAUGGCUACUGGCGAAGUUAUUGGCGCAGAAGAACUUGGUGGCGCCAAAGUCCACGCCAUUACAACCGGCCUGGCAGAUCAAAUUGCAUCUGAUGAGUUUGAUGCCAUUCGUAAAGCACGAGAGUGGGUGGCUUCGCUUCAAGUGCGAACUACCUCGGUACCAGGAGUGAUCGAACCUGUGGAACCAAGAUUCCCUAUCGAAGAUCUACUUUCAAUUGUGAACCCAGAUAUCCGAAAGCCAUUUGAUAUGAAUGAGGUUUUGUUGCGUAUCGUGGAUGAUUCCCGUCUUUCGGUCUUCAAGCCAAAAUACGGCCCAAAUAUCAUCACGGCUUCGGCUCAUAUAAUGGGCUUUCCGGUGGGAAUUGUUGCCAACCAGCUGUCUGUGAUCAAUCCCAACGAAGCGGCCAAGGCCACACAGUUCAUACGCAUGUGCAACCAGCAAAAUACGCCCAUCAUAUUUCUUCACAACGUCACUGGUUUCAUGGUUGGCGCUAAAGCCGAACAUGCUGGGAUCAUCAAGAUGGGUGCUCAAUUGGUCUCUGCUGUCAGUUGCUCGACUGUGCCUCACAUAUCUAUUAUCAUGGGCGCAUCCUAUGGAGCCGGUAACUACGCUAUGUGUGGCCGGGCUUACAGCCCCCGGUUUCUGUUCUCGUGGCCAACGGGCCGUUGCAGUGUGAUGGGACCGGACCAGUUAUCAGGUGUGAUGGAAAAUGUGCAAAUAGCCAGCGCCAAGUCCAAGGGCUUGACAUUAUCACCGGAAACACUCAAAAAACAGGUAAAUACCUUCCGAGACAGGGUCCAGAAGGAUGCCGAGUGUUAUUCGACUAGCGCGAUGCUGAUCGACGAUGGAAUCAUCGACCCGAGAGACACGCGCGAUGUCUUGGGCAUGUGCUUGGAGGUGGUGUCGCACCAAGGAGUCAAUGGGACACAGACACACAAUCUGCUGGCACGGAUCUGA
Molecule: messenger RNA, 1623 nt
Organism: Penicillium paradoxum
Lineage: Eukaryota; Fungi; Ascomycota; Eurotiomycetes; Eurotiales; Aspergillaceae
Product: acyl-CoA carboxylase subunit beta
Exons: 8
Coding region: 1-1623 (540 amino acids)
Molecular function (GO): ligase activity
Source: RefSeq, a predicted model, not a curated record